AUGGCGGCGAUCGUCAGGUUGGGUUCCGUGUGUCGCAGAGGAGUCAGACCCGGUGCCGGCUCCAAAGCUGCCUCCCUGCACUGGACAGCGGAGCGAGUGCUGAGCAUCCUGCUGCUGGCCAUGGGACCCGUGGCCUAUUAUAGCCCUGGUCCGGUCAUUGACUAUUCCCUGGCUGCUGCGCUGACACUGCAUGGCCACUGGGGCCUGGGGCAGGUGUUGACAGACUACGUUCACGGUGACGCAAAGAUCAAGGCCGCCAACGCAGGUCUCUUCCUCCUGUCCACGGUCACCUUCGCCGGUCUCUGCUACUUCAACUACAACGACGUCGGCAUCUGCAAAGCCAUUGCCCUGCUCUGGAGCAAAUGAAUGACUGUGGACUUGGGAGGACCCAGACGCCGGGACGGGAGCAAUCUUGUCCCGGCCGAUUGUAAAAAAAAAAUUGAAGGUGUUCUAUGUAAAUUCUUAUAAAUAUAUAUCAUGUUGACCAUUUUGACAGUGAUUGACAUGUGUGUAACUGCAAUUCAUGUCUAUCAGUUCCGGCUCGGUCUUUAUAUUAAGUUCUUGCUCAGCUAAGUUUGGGUAAUAAUUGGGCGACAGGAGUCCGUAAUCUUUUCCUUACAUGUGGGAGAUGAGCUUCUCUUUUUUUGUUCAGUGUCGACUAAAUUCAAGCUGUGUUCUCACAAAGCAACAUGUCCGGUUAUUAAAUGUCACGACCAAAUAUUCCAAAAUACGAGAAAUCCAGUAUCCUGAUCUGCAGAUGUUAUAUUUACCAGGGACAUGCAACAAAAUAGCUUCAGGUGGUUUUUUUGUUUUUUUCCAGGUUCGGGUCCUUUCUGUCGCUGACGUCUUAAAUGUAUUUUCUUUCAAACGCAACAAGUAUACGCUGCCUUUUGCUCAGUAACGCUUCAGGAAUAAGAGGGCAGCCCUCACAGAUUUAACUUUUGUUUAUACAGGAGUUCACCAUCCACAUCCCCCCCCCCCCCCAUCAUCACAGUACAGCACGGUUCAGAGCGUACUCCUGUCUGACAGAAACGCUGUCUGCAGCUUUACAGUGAGAGAUGUUCCUCAGCCGAGUGUGCAGAGACUGUUUUGUGCAGAGUUGAGUGGAUUUGCUUGUAUUGGCCGGUUUUAAUCCUGGAUAUGAGUUCUGCUGCUCUCGUGAAGGUUCAUUAAGGAUAAGGGAGGCUAGAUUUUAAAUUCAAGCCAUUCAGCAACACUCAGCCGACCUGUGCGUCUCCUGCAGGAGGGAGCAGCAAACAGCCACAGCAGGGUCUGAAUUUAACAGCUGCAAAAUGCCGUCCUCUGCCAACCAAGUAUCACUCAAGACCUUAACGGUGUCAGUCAUAUGAAUGCCUCUGUAACAUAUUGACUCGUGUUGUAUUUAAUGUGUGAAACUCCUUCCACUGUGUGAGUCAGCAAACUUCAAACUAUAUUUUCUAAAUUUAUUUUUGCCGCUUUCAAAUAAUUUACAACCUUUAAGCAAAAUAGAGCAAAUGUAAUCUUGGCACAUUUUCUCACAGCAUAUAAUUGCUUGUCCUUGCAUGCAGCUAUUACCAGCAGUUAUUUUUGUGUGGCUGGAAUGAGCAGGGUCACAGGUCGGGUUCACGGAUUCAGUCCUUUGUCACAAUGUUCAUGCAGUAAAUGUUUAUGAGCGCUAACGAGUUUGGUGUUGGUCUGUUUGCUUAGCGCAUCAAUCGUCAAUUUGUCAUAUCUGUUCAGCUGAUCUCCUGUCAGAUUAUACGCACAAAGUUAGAUGUGAGACGGGUGCACUGCUCCUGCUUCAGUGGAUUAAACUUGUCUUCAUGCUUUCAUACUUAUGGCAUUUUAUCACUGAACAGAAAUCUACACUCUGACAGAUGUAUGAAGUAUGUAAGAAAGUCGCAUCUUCACUUUUACACAAUGUGGGAUAAGAUUAAAAAUCUAAAUUUAAAGCAA
Paralichthys olivaceus (Japanese flounder) is the source of this 1935-nucleotide messenger RNA. NCBI's taxonomy places the organism in Eukaryota, Metazoa, Chordata, Actinopteri, Pleuronectiformes, Paralichthyidae. The record is from RefSeq and is a predicted model, not a curated record.